UUCUCAUAACAUCAACCAAACCCUACUCCCGCUUUGCACGCUACGCCGGCCACCUUCGCCGCCGCCGCCGCCGCAAGCCUCCACGACCCUCCUCUUCGCCCUCUUUGCCAUUCGGUCAACGAGCUUUACCAGGCCGAGCUCGAGAGGGAAAGAGAGAGAGAGAGAGAGAGAGAGAGAGAAGUGACGAGAGCUCAUGGUGAUUGCGAGGAAGGCAAUGGCGGAGUGCCCCAAGAAGGUGGCGAGCUUGAUUGACCUCGCUAACCUGCCCACAAACCUGCGAGAGUUCGUGGGGCUGUCCCAGAUCUCUCGCCUCGACUUCUUCAUCCGCGUUUGGUCUUACAUCAAGGCCAACAAUCUCCAGGAUCCAAGCAACAAGAAUUUGGUCAAUUGUGAUGACAAGUUGAAGAGAAUAUUAUUGGGCAAGCCUCAAGUUGCUCUGGCUGAACUUCCUAUGCUUAUUAAACUCCAUUUUCCCAAAGAACUGAAGCGAUGAGCCGGGUUAAUCUCUCAAAUGGGAACGUCGUCUAUGGUACCAAUAAUAUCCCACUUGUUUAGGUUAGUUUCUGUAUCUUUCAUCGCCAAAAAUAUCAUUUGUAUUAAAAGCACAGAGAGGUCCCUUGAUAUAGAAUGAAAAGCAGCUACUCAUUUUUAUAGCUGUCAUUUUCUUCAAAAUUGUGAAGCCAGUGACUUAUGAAUGCAUUUGAUGAGAUAUCAGCAUGAAUUAAGUUCAUAAAUAUAUGAUAA
Dioscorea cayenensis subsp. rotundata (Guinea yam) is the source of this 744-nucleotide messenger RNA. Its product is annotated as upstream activation factor subunit spp27. NCBI's taxonomy places the organism in Eukaryota, Viridiplantae, Streptophyta, Magnoliopsida, Dioscoreales, Dioscoreaceae. The transcript has 2 exons. Bases 194 to 493 code for a protein of 99 amino acids. Gene Ontology annotation, cellular component: nucleus. The record is from RefSeq and is a predicted model, not a curated record.